This is a messenger RNA of Drosophila ananassae, 988 nucleotides long. RefSeq lists its product as uncharacterized. Lineage: Eukaryota; Metazoa; Arthropoda; Insecta; Diptera; Drosophilidae. The transcript is spliced from 2 exons. The coding region runs from base 112 to 960 and encodes 282 amino acids. The record is from RefSeq and is a predicted model, not a curated record.
AGUUACCUUUGACUUUUUGAUAAACAAGCACACAAUUUCACACACGCUACUCGAAAAAUACAAAAAAAUAUAUAUAAAUAAUCUCUAAAAAGACAAAAAAAAAUAACAAAAAUGAGCUGCAGAGCUCCAGGAUUACUCACAAGUGGCUCGGAGUUGAACAUAUCUGACCUGGACGGCCUGGAAAACCAAUAUGCCGAGGAAUCCAACAACGAGGUGGAUCUCGACGAGGAGUACGACAAGCUGGAGAAGCUGAAGCAACGGGUGCUGCACCUCCGGGGACUUGUGGCCGGACCCUUGCAGCCCCAUGAAGAGCUCCAUGGACUGAGCUUAGACGGCGUAUCCAAGAACCCCGAGUUGCAGAAGGCUCAGGUGAAAACUAUGAGAGCUAAGGCACGGGUGGCUAAACUGAGUUGGCGCCUCAAGGGGGACCGUAAAAUCCUGCGACGAUUCAACGCUGAGCUCUUGUGCCACCUGCAGUGCUCCGGGAAGCUGCUGGAGAAGAUGGGUGAGCCCAUGAAGUGGAGGCCGCAGCACGAACACUACAAGGAACUGUGCCGGGAGCGGUACAGCCAGCUGGACAUCUCCCUGUGCAACUACCUGGGCUACAGCGACCGCAUGCGACCCAUACAGACCAAGCUCUUUAGGGCGUUUCACGUCAAGAUCCCCAUGUUCUACUAUCGGCGUGACUUUAGAAAUAUAUCCAUGUCUCUGGGUCGAAUCCAAAGCACAAUACGCUUCUGCGCCAAGCGACUGAUGGCUCACAUCCGGGAGGUGGAGGAGGACCUGGACACAAUGCACACUCCGGUGCCGAUGGCCUCGCUCUCGGAAGUGUCACUUAUGAUCAACCGGAAGUGCAACGCGAAGGCGUACGUGCCACAAAGAAGCAGUAUCGCCAGCUUGAAGACCAUUAUCGAAAGUAAAAAAUGGACCAAAAAACUAAACUAUGUACCCACUAAUUAAAACAUCAAUUACGUGUUUAAUUCGAAAA